AUGGUUUCCACACACGCGAUAUCAACCAACAUCAACACAUCAACAACGACGAAGACACGACACGUUUCCCGCUAAGACUAACCAUGGUCCAGAGCUAUGAAGCGAAUGUCCAAUAUUCUGCUGCUAUGAAGCUGUCGCUCCUCUGCCUCGGAGGUGCGGCUGCGUUCAUGACGCCGCCUUCGCUGGUGACACAUCCACAACACAUGCGCAGCAGCGGUGCAUCGCGUGGAGCAGCCGCAGCUGUUGCGCCACGCCGGUUCGUCUUGAGCAUGGCGAAUGACGAGGCGAGGGAGUCUGCCGUAGCGUCAAGCGGCGCUGAAGAGGCUGCGGAAAAAGCAGCGAAGUUGAGGGCAUUUGCUGCGGAGCUCCGGUUGCAGGCGGAGGAGUUGGAGUCAAAGAGGGACUCGGAGAAGCAGCAGGCGGCGAAGGAGGCGUUCGAUUCUUUCGACACGAACGACGACGGGACGGUGGACGUGAAGGAGUUGAUCGCAGGGUUGGAGGGGCAGCUCAGGAAGGACUUCAUCAAGCGCAUGACCAAGACGAUGAAGAGGAAGCCUUCUCCGGCUGAGGUCGACGAACGGAUUUCGGAAAUGCCCGGUGGAAGUCUGCUCCCGAUGGAGCUGGCGCAAAAGCUGAUCGAGAGUUACGACACCAACGGAGACGGGGUCCUCCAGCCGUCAGAGUUUGCCUCCAAGGCGGACAUGCGGGUCAGGCUAGACAGCCUUUUUGCCGACCGUGCACAGGCGGCUCGGUUGGAAGCGGCCGCCGCAAGAGAGAGGGAAAUCGAGAAGAGGGGGGCAGACAAAGCGCGGCAGGAAGCCAAGGCCAGGGGGCUAGCCCUACCAGAGGACUUCAACGACGGCCCCCCCACCAUCACAGACAAGCUCCUGUCGGUCCUACCGUACACUCUGCCUCUGAUGGACAGCCUCGUAUUCGGAGCCCACAUCUUCCAGACAUUCCCUACUCAGUUGAGCUUCUUGGAGCCUCUGGUGGCGAUUUUGCUCAUCUACCGGUCGCUUCCCUUUAGCGGACUGAUCCUGUUCUUCGGCCUGCAAUGGUUUGCUGCGAAGCCGGAGGUGAACAAGCUGGUGCGGUUCAACCUCCGGCAAGCGGUCAUCAUCGACAUCGCCAUGUUCUUCCCGUCCAUAUUCGCCUUCAUCAUCACGUCCGUCCUUGGCGAGGACUCGGCGAAACUCGCACCCCUCGCGACCGUCUGCAGCGACGUCAUCUUCGUUACGGUGGUGGCCUGCGUGCUGUACUCGAUAGCUUCGUCCGCCAUCGGGGUAAUGCCGGAGUCGUUGCCCAUUCUCGGGAAGAUGAACAGGGAGAGCACUCGCGCCGAGGAGGACGAUGGCGAGAAGAAGGACGGCGAGAAAAGCGACGAGUAGGGGAAGUCCUUCGAGCCUGUUGGGGUUUCAUGUGCUGUGUAACGAUCGGGAGUAGAUCUCAACAGGCUACCGUGGACGUGGUUAGAGUAUUAUUGAGCCUGGCGGGCUUUAGAGAUUAGAGACGGAGGGUUCUGCCGGAGGUGCGCCGUGCGUGUGCGAUUGUGCGAAUAAAAAACGUAGAGCUGGGGGCUUGUGCUUUGAUUCAUGGAUAGACAGUUGCCCUGGAAAGCAGUGGUACCGACAGGCUGGGCUCUAGCAGGCCAAUGCGAAAGUGGAAUGGGAUGGGAUGGGAUGGGAUGGGAUGGCCCGUGAACCUCUGUGACGAAACGAGGGGUGACUCGACGACUGCUUUGUGUGGCACCCGAGUUUUGAGUGUUGUCAAGCUGUUCUUCUGUUUUUUUCACUUCAGCGUGGUAGAAUACCUUCGUCUUGGUCGAAUUGGCGCCACGACUAUGUCGCCGUGCUUAGCUCUUCACACAAAGAAGUGCUUGUCCAGACAAGCGUGUCGUUUUCACUUUCUUUGGUUCAACCAAAAGCACGUCCUGAGAAGUUGUAAGUAUGUUCGUUAGGAUUUAGUGGGGUCUCCAUGGUUGGUGCAGGCCACUACAUAGCUUGAGCAAAUGUUCAUGUCGUGAGCAGAUGGCGUACCACCCCUCCGGGGAUAGUCGUUAUGUCCUACAAUGCCACACCUCGCCAGCAUGGUUGUUUGGUCACCUCGGUAGUUGGCUAGUUGCUUUGGCGACAAGCUUUGCCUAGAAAAAGUACGGGAUGAUGGGAGAACUUUCACUGUUGAGUGCUGUUUUGGCGGUCUGUCGGCGCUUUCCGACGCCGGCUUAGACGACGCGCUUUGUCGAGUUUGUUGUUCAGAAACGAGCUUAGCGUCUACGCACGAGCAUUGCCGUAGAGAGGGGUAGUUGUGCUGAGGCAUACCCGUGGCGGUUGGUGUGUGAAUGGUUCCUCGGAAACUCACUUACCGCGGGAUCGACGCAGUCGAAUGUGUUUCUUUCCUCGCUGAAGCUUUCCAUACUGUUGGAGAAUUUGCCGAAUUGUGUACGAUUUCUUCUUGUCCCGCGAAAGAUCUGAAAUUCCGUCUUGUUGCCCACGAUCGGUGUUGCUCCGUGAAGCGUGUAGCUUAUGGUACCAUGAGAACCGGAAGUGCACGAGACAUGGAAUGAAAAGACGAAAACCAGUGCGAAUUGAUGCAAUGACACGUCCACUUCAUUCGUAUGAUAUGGUUGGACGCAUGUAGAUGUGGUGGUUGAAAGGACUACGUCGGCGCCCGGAGCCACGAAAAUAGCACGUGUCCAACCAAUGACCUUGACAAUGUGAGCUAGGGUAUGGAAGACAGGGGAGAGAGGGAAUGGCAGAAUGCUCCCGGCAGGGCGUCUGCCGCCAACAACGGCAAUGGCAUGGCAAACACGCCGAUAAAUAUGCAGGAUGGGUCGAAAUCCCGAAUUACAGAUGACAACGCAGUGAACUAAGAGC
Ectocarpus sp. CCAP 1310/34 is the source of this 2873-nucleotide messenger RNA. Lineage: Eukaryota; Phaeophyceae; Ectocarpales; Ectocarpaceae. The record is from the annotation of a GenBank genome assembly.